Molecule: messenger RNA, 872 nt
Organism: Coffea eugenioides
Lineage: Eukaryota; Viridiplantae; Streptophyta; Magnoliopsida; Gentianales; Rubiaceae
Product: CASP-like protein 3A1
Exons: 3
Coding region: 72-707 (211 amino acids)
Source: RefSeq, a predicted model, not a curated record
CCCUCUUUUCUCCUGUGGUGAUACAACCAAGAAAACCCAAGAAAGAGAAAAAAAUUACAAGAACAACAAUAAUGAACGGAGCUAAGAACGCAGGGGAGGCGGUGAACAUUCAGCUGCCGGAGAUGAAAGUAGCAGCAGAGAUGGGGACAAUGAGCGGCCCAUUGGUAGCCCCGAGGCCCAGCCGGAGCGUUCAUGGCAAAAUGGACAUCGCCCACGUGGUUUUACGCCUGGCGUGCCUUUUAACUUCAGUCACGGCACUGUCACUGAUGGCCACUGCUAAACAAGCUUCCACCCUCUCCCUUUAUGGUUUUAACGUCCCUGUCCGCUCCAACUGGUCCUUCUCUGACUCUUUCGAGUACCUGGUUGGAGUUUCGGCAGCUGUUGCAGUUCAUUCCUUGCUUCAACUGCUUAUUAGCGGAUCAAGAUCUCUACGAAAAUCGCCAGUCAUUCCUUCUCGAAAUCAUGCUUGGCUUAUUUUCGCUGGGGAUCAGGUCUUUGCUUUUGCAAUGCUGAGUGCUGGAUCAGCUGCAUCAGGAGUAACCAAUCUGAAUCGUACAGGGAUCCGACAUUCAGCUCUUCCAAAUUUCUGCAAACCCUUGCAUGGUUUCUGCGACCGGGUUGCAGCAUCAAUAGCCUUUGCAUUCUUGAGUUCUUUAUUCCUUGCCAUUUCAACGGUUCUUGAUGUCGUCUGGCUGUCCAAGUACUAGAGCUUUCUAUUCUUCCUGCAUUGGCAUGUAAUUAUAAUGGCUCAAGGCAUGUUCUGACUGAUUCAGCGGAUUCUGCAGUUCAAAUCCAUGCUCUUGAAAUAAACGAAGACUGACUUUUGACUGCUUAAUCUAUGAUCCAUCUGAGAGAUCAUGAACAUUUCUUCA